This is a messenger RNA of Acanthopagrus latus (yellowfin seabream), 1984 nucleotides long. RefSeq names its product gamma-glutamylaminecyclotransferase-like. The record is from RefSeq and is a predicted model, not a curated record. Gene Ontology annotation, molecular function: gamma-glutamylaminecyclotransferase activity. NCBI's taxonomy places the organism in Eukaryota, Metazoa, Chordata, Actinopteri, Spariformes, Sparidae. Bases 408 to 917 code for a protein of 169 amino acids. The transcript is spliced from 4 exons.
UUAACAGAGUCUGUCAGAGGAGACGUUUCCUCCUCUCCAGACGACUUCAGCUCGAUGUUUGACGAGAUCAGGACGCCACAGUAAUAAUCUUUAUUUGUUUACUGGGAUUCCAGUGUGGUAAUUGAAGCUGGCUGUGUGGACAGUAAUGAGGCCGUUGUCCUUUUGGCACCAAUUUGCCAAGCAUGCCUAACUAAUUAAAACUGGAAUGACUUACUUGGAAUUUGGGAUUAUGAGUUUGACGCCAUCUUGUGUCUUCCAACGGGCUUCCUUAGUUUCCACUGCGCAUGACCAGCUCACACUCGGCUUCCAGCAGACUGGUUGGAUCAGCAGUGGGCUUCAAAUCUGUGCACCGUGUGUUUUAAAGUAACCACCUGCGGAACAUCACCUCCAGCAGACUCCCGGUGCGCAUGUGCUCCUCCUCCCUCCGCAUGGCUCGUGUCUUCGUCUACGGCACCCUGAAGAAAGGGCAGCCCAACAACUACCGCAUGUUUGACAGCGCCAACGGCAGGGCGGAGUUCCUCGCCUCGGCCCGCACCACCCAGAGAUACCCUCUGAUCAUCACCACCGAGUACAACAUCCCCUUCCUCCUCAACCUCCCCGGCCAGGGUCACCUCGUCCGGGGCGAGAUCUACAAAGUGGACGACCAGAUGCUGAAAUACCUGGACGCCUUAGAGAGCAUUCCCACCAUGUACCAGCGGGUUCUGGUCAAGCUGGAGGUUAUGGAGUGGGCGGGGGAGGCAGAGGGAGGGGAGAGGCCGGCAGCGGGAAGCAUCACGGAGGCAUUUGUCUACAACACGACCACGUACGGGCCAGACUGGCCCUCGCUGCCCUGCUACGAGAGCUACGACUCGUAUGGAGAGCACGGGCUGGAGUACGUGACCAGAGAAGCACGAGACAGGUGUCAUGUGCCAGAAUAAGAAUCCUGCAAAUGUGAAAGUCUUCUACCUCCAUAUGAAACAGCUCCGCUAGGUGUCGGUGGAGCGACUUCAUACUUAAAUCUUCCUGUUAAUCGUCGGGGAUGUCAUAAUUUUUUUGAUUUCGUACUUGGAGGCAUAGGAAGCUGCUGUCGUGGUCCUACUUCACUUUCACUGUACUGUAUCUUUAAAGGGGCAGUCCACCCUGAAAUCAAAAAGAUAUUUUUCCUCUAAACUGUAGUGCUAUUUACAUCUGGAUUGUUUUGAUAUGAGUUGCAGAGUUUUGCAGAUAUCAGCUGUAGAGAUGCGCGCUCACUGGAAUGUAAUGGAACCUGGUAGGGCUCGUCUUGUGGCCCUCAGGAGACAAAAAAAAAGGUGUCUCUUUUUAGAAAUGGUGAACUGUUUAUUCGAGAAAACCCACAGACAUUGUAGUGAGCAGUUUCAUGUCGGAAUUAUUUUCUUUCUGUAUCACUGAGCAGAAGGAAUCCUGCUCAAGUCAUGGAAGAGAGGCUAGCUGCCAUAGCUAACCGAGAAUGCUAACAUUACAGCUCAGUUGAGGAGAAACUCACAAAUGUGUGUUUAUCCAUCACGCUGUUUUUACAACUGGGAAAUGUUGUUCCCACACUCCAACAUGAUGCACAUGAACACUAAGUUGACCUGCUUCCAAGGCUGCAUGUUCACUUUUGGCGUGUUGAUAGAGACAGAAAAUAGUUCCUGGAAAAAUAUGUAAUUUUGGGGGUGAACUGUCCCUUUAAUGAGUUUCACCUGAUGAUUUUUAUCAUGUAGUAUCUUCUGUUUGAUCAGUGGAGCACAAGUACAAUGUUUCUUAGUUUGUUUUUUUAAAAGAAACACAUGGACAUAACCACACAACCUACCAAUGUGACUUUCACACACUUUAUAUUUUUAGUAAUAAUAAUCAUAGUGAUCAAUAUGUGACUCGUCUCGCUGAGAGUAUAGUUUCAAAUAAAGGGCAUCAAUCCUUUUUUCUCCUGUAUGGUUAGUUACACCUUAUAACGCUGUCAUUUUUUCUGACAUUUUAUAGACCGAAGCCAUUAAACCAGAUAAUCAGG